ACUGCUGGCCCGCAGCGUGGCCUUGAGGAGCCCGGGGCAGGGAGUAGCGCUGGAGGACGAAGGAAGCAGAGAUGAGGGGUGACGAGGUCCGCUUCUGCACAGGCAACCAGAGCGUCUCCCUGUGCUCCCGAGGGCUGGACCCCGGGGCAGUGGCUCCUGCAGCCCCCAAGAUGUCGAGGCGUUUGCAGGCCACCCUGGCCGUUGUGGCCGUGACCGUGGUCUCCUCUCUUGUGGCUCUCUUCGUUGUGGCUCUACAGCAUCCAAGACCUGCACUGGAGGCAUACGCCUCCCUCCGAGAGUUUCCGGAAGACAACAGUACUGGGCAGUUCCUCAAGGCACCCGACGAUCCCUACCACUUUGGCAGGGGGGCAGAGCUGCAAGAGGCUAUCCAGAUGUUUAAAGGGCACGUGGAGAAUUCCAGCACCUGGAGCGUGGAGAUCCAGAUGUUGACGUGCAGAGUGGACAAUGUCAGUUCUCAGAUCCAGAUGCUCGGUGGUCAUCUGGAAAGUGCCAGUGCUGACCUCCAGAUAGUAAAAGGCAUCUUAAAGGAUGCCAGCACCUUGAGUUUCCAGACCCAGAUGUUAAGAAGUUCCUUGGAGGGGACCACUUCUGAGAUGCAGAAGCUAAAGGGAGAUCUGGAAGAGACACAAGCCUCACAUUCCCAGAUCCAGAGUUUCUUAAAAAGCAGUUUAGAAAACACUAGCACUGAGCUCCAUAUGUUAAGCAGAGGCUUAGAAAAUGCCAACACGGAGAUCCAGGUGUUGAAGGCAGGGUUAGAAACGGCAAAUGCUCAGGUCCGAUUGGCAAACAGUAGUUUAAAGAAUGUUAAUGCCCAGAUCCAUGGUUUGAGAGGCAAUCUGGAUAGUGUCAAUGAUUUAAGGGCCCAGCAGAAAGUUUUAAGAAGUAGUUUGGAAGGUGCUACUGCUGAGAUGCAGAAGCUAAAGGGAAGUCUGCAAAAUACAAAUGCUUUAAACUCCCAGACCCAGACCUUUAUAAAAGGCAGUUUAGGCAACACCAGUGCUGAGAUUCAGGUAUUAAGAGGUCAUUUGGAAAGGGCUGGCGAUGAGAUUCGCCUGUUAAAAAGAGAUUUGGAAACUGUCACUGCCCAGACCCAAACAGUAAAUGGUCGCCUGGAGCAGACAGACGCUCAGAUGCGAGUAUUAAAAACAGAGCUAGAAAGCGCCAUUGCCUUAAGUUCCAAGAUUCAGGUGUUAGAUGGUCUUUUGAGAAAUGCCAGCCAAGAGAUACAGACCCUAAAACAAAGAAUGAAGGAUGCUGCGGCCUUAAAUUCCAAGACCCGGAUGUUAGAGAGAAAUCUGCAGGAGGCCAGAGCUGAGGUCCACAGGUUGAAAGAGGAUUUGGAGAACACCAAAACACUGACUGCGAAAAUCCAGGAGGAGCAGGGUAGCCUGGAGACCCUCCGCGCAGCCUCUGCUUCGCAGGAGCAGCUCCAGAGGACCCAAAAUCAACUCCUCCAGCUGAUCCUGCAAGGCUGGAAGUCCUACAGUGGGAGCUUGUAUUACUUUUCUCAUGCCAAGAAGACUUGGCAGGAGGCUGAGCAGUUCUGUGUGUCCCAGGGAGCCCACCUGGCCUCGGUGACCUCUGAGGAGGAGCAGGCAUUCCUGAUACAGUUCACGAGUGCCUCUUACCACUGGAUUGGCCUCACUGACAGCGGUUUGCAGGGCUUCUGGCGCUGGACAGAUGGCACACCAUUCAGUAGUGCCAGGAGCAGUGAGUUUUGGGACAAGAAUCAGCCGGACAACUGGCGACACGGGAAUGGGCUUACGGAAGACUGUGUCCACAUGCAGCGGAAGUGGAAUGACAUGUACUGUACCGCCCUCUACCACUGGGUCUGCAAGAAGCCCGUGGGCCGGAUAGCCUGAGGGCAGGCGGAGCUGAGCCCCUUCUCCAGGAUGCCUUGGGAGCCUCUGAACUCAACUUGCUCUCUGGGGACUUCCAUUUGGCCUUUGUUUCUCCUGCCCUGUCCUUUUGAAAAAAUCUUCCCAACAUGUUUACCUCAUGUGACCCAGCACAAGCAAUAUCUCCUCAAGGCAAGAGCCUUGUUUUGCCUCUGUAUCCCCCUUGGCAACCAGCACAGGCCUGUCAGACAGCAGGUCCUCAAUAAAUA
This is a messenger RNA of Balaenoptera musculus (blue whale), 2128 nucleotides long. RefSeq names its product C-type lectin domain family 4 member F (gene CLEC4F). The record is from RefSeq and is a predicted model, not a curated record. NCBI's taxonomy places the organism in Eukaryota, Metazoa, Chordata, Mammalia, Artiodactyla, Balaenopteridae. The coding region runs from base 72 to 1883 and encodes 603 amino acids. The transcript is spliced from 7 exons.